AUGGCGUACUUCACGGUGCACUACGGCAACAACGAGGCGAUGAUGUUCAACGCCGAGUGCAGCGUCGGCGCGCUGGUGGACCGCAUGCUCGAGUUGCUCGCGCCGCACACCGCCGGCUACACGCGGCUGGAGCUCCUGCCCAUCAACUUUGUGCUGGAGCAGUUCCGCCCGCCCGCCGGCCUCGGCGCGUCUGCGCGGGGCGGGCAGCCGCCGCACGAGGCCGGCAACGACGCCGCCGCGGCCCCGUCAGCGAGCGCCCUCAAGUCGCCGCCCUUCACCGGCGCGAUCCCGUUCGUUGGGCUCGCGACCCGCGCGGUGGAGAGUUACGCCGACGCCGUGCUGGGCGGUGCGACCGCCGCCGCGCUGCCCCCGUCGACGCCGGCGGUUUCCCCCUCCCCCUCCGCGGGGGGCGCCUCGGCGAGCGCGGCGGCGGCGGCAGCGUGCGGCGGCGGGCCCACCGCGCCCUCCCCGGCGCUGCAGAGCUCCUACGUGCUGCUCGGCUGCCGCCACCACCCGUACCACCACCCGCCGCUGCCGCCAGCGACGACGACGGCCGCGGCGGCGCGCGAGCGGACAGGCACGGCCGUCGCCCUCGGUCUCGCCGCCCCGACCUCGGCGGGGAACAGAGCCGCAUCGGCGGCGACUCGGAGGACGCGCGCCAGCGACGCCGUGGCGACGCCGCAGCAAAUCGCCACGCUCCACCGCGCCCAAGUCGUCGCGGCCGCCCCCAUCGUCGCGGCGCCUGCCAGCCGUGGAAGCAUCUGCAGCAACGCCGCCGGCAGCUGGACGGCGGCCCCCGCGCAGGGCAGCGCCCCCAGCGUGGACCCAGCCACCCUCCUGCUGUACAACAACGGCCUCGCCCUGGGCGGGGCCGGCACCGCCGCGUGGCGCAGGAACUUCAGCCACUACCUCACCACGCUGCUGCUUCCACAAGCCGGGGAGGCCACCACCGCCACGACGACGACGACGACGACGACCGCCCCGCCAUGCGACGCUGAGCGCCAAAGGGCCACCUUGACGGAGACCGCCAAUUCCCACAGCGAAAGCGCUCCGGUGGACAGCGCGGUGCUGCUCCCCGCCGCGGCUACGGGUCUCUUCAAAACACCAGCGCCCCCCAUCACCAACUACGACGUUCUCUGGCGAGGGCCACGUGGGGAGCACAUCCGCCUGCAGGAAGCCCUGGACGAGCGCGUCUUCACCGACAUCGACACCAAAAAGAAGAAGCCCAAAAAGAGCUGA
This is a messenger RNA of Trypanosoma conorhini, 1239 nucleotides long. RefSeq lists its product as uncharacterized. Lineage: Eukaryota; Euglenozoa; Kinetoplastea; Trypanosomatida; Trypanosomatidae. The record is from RefSeq and is a predicted model, not a curated record. Bases 1 to 1239 code for a protein of 412 amino acids. The transcript has a single exon.